AUGGUUCACCUUUCAGUUAGUAUCGCGGUUUUUGCUGCUGCUGUCCAGGCACAGGAACUCUAUAUAACAAAGAACGGCACAUCUACACGACCUAAAUGUACACAUGCGGUCUCAUCUCUAAAUUAUCAAUUUCAACCAUUCUCGUAUACACUCAACGAGACUGUUAGAUACGCAACCUCGGUUCCUUCGCCCACCAAGACUAAAGCAUAUGCACCUGCAUACACAAAGGCUGUUAAAAAAUUAACCACAAGCUUAUCAACUUCGACAUGGGGAGAUUGGCUCCCGGGUCAGACCGCAAUCAGUGCUACUGAUACAAAUGAUCCUUAUGGUCAAGCAGCGUGGUCUUCAAUGUGGCUAGAGGCAGACCUUCAAAAUUACACGACUACGGGUCUCUUUUCUACCACUGUUAGCCCCACUGCCGUGCCAUCAAGUGAGCUCGUUCUACCCCCCCGCGACUAUUUUGGUCCGACCGAUUGCUACGACUUUCCCAAUGACUUUAUACUUGGAGUGGCUGGAAGUGCUGCUCAAAUCGAGGGUGCAAUCGGCCUUGAGGGUCGCUCUCCGUCACUUUUGGAAAAAUUCGGUGGCAAUGGUGAGCCAAAUGACUUUGUCACCAAUGAAAAUUAUUUUCUCUACAAACAGGAUAUUCAGCGGCUAGCUGCCAUGGGCGUCGAAUACUAUAGCUUCAGUAUUCCAUGGUCGCGCAUUCUGCCCUUUGUUCUGCCCGGAACUCCUGUCAAUCAGAAGGGCAUUGAUCACUAUAAUGAUUUGAUUGAUACUAUUCUCGAUGCGGGAAUGCAUCCUAUUGUGACAAUGCUUCAUUUCGAUAGUCCCUUGAUGUUUGUUGCUGAUGACAAUAUAACGGCACAUCCAGUCAUUGGAAAUGCUAAUGCCGGUUAUCAAAACGAGACCUUUGUGGACGCAUUUGUGAACUAUGGCAAGAUUCUUCUUACUCAUUUCGCGGAUCGAGUUCCCAUCUGGGUCACAUUCAACGAGCCACUCUUAUAUGCAUUCAACUUCCAGGGUGUGGAUAAUGUCAUCCAUGCUCAUUCGCAGGUAUAUCACUUUUACCAUGAUCAGCUCAAAGGCACCGGUAAGAUGGGCCUCAAGUUUAAUGAUAACUUUGGUGUUCCCAAAGACCCCAAAAACGCCAGUCAUGUUGAAGCUGCCAAUCGAUUCCAAGAAAUGCAACUUGGCUUCUUCGCCAAUCCGAUAUACUUGGGCAAGCAAUACCCUGACUCUAUACUGAACACUUUGCCGGGAGCUAGGAAACUCAAUGCCACUGAGCUCGCCUAUAUGAAUAAUACAGCAGACUUCUUUGGUAUUGAUGCGUAUACUGCUACAGUGGUCUCUCCUGCGGAUGAAGGCUUUGAUGCCUGCGCUUCGAACAACUCAAGCUCGAAUUCUCUCUUUCCUUAUUGCGUGAAUCAGGAGACAACCAACGUCUAUGGCUGGAAUAUCGGGUAUCGGUCAGCAUCAUAUGUAUACAUUACGCCAACCUAUCUCCGGGAGUUUCUAUCAAACAUUUAUAACACAUGGAAACAUCCGGUGUUCUUAUCAGAAUUUGGCUUCCCUGUAUAUGGCGAGUCGACCAAAGAGCUACCUGACCAGUUAUUCGACUCUCCUCGCAGUCAAUACUAUCUAUCGUUCAUGUCCGAAGUCUUGAAAUCGAUCUAUGAAGACGGGGUUCAUGUUAUGGGCGCCCUUGCAUGGAGCUUCGUUGACAAUUGGGAGUUUGGAGACUAUUCGCAGCAAUUUGGCAUCCAGAAAGUCAAUCGCACAACGCAAGAGAGAUAUUAUAAGAAGAGCUUCUUUGACUUGGUGGACUUUGUGAAGACUCGGCAGAGCUCGCGGCGAAAUUGA
Molecule: messenger RNA, 1863 nt
Organism: Penicillium angulare
Lineage: Eukaryota; Fungi; Ascomycota; Eurotiomycetes; Eurotiales; Aspergillaceae
Product: glycoside hydrolase family 1 protein
Exons: 6
Coding region: 1-1863 (620 amino acids)
Biological process (GO): carbohydrate metabolic process
Molecular function (GO): beta-glucosidase activity
Source: RefSeq, a predicted model, not a curated record